AGCAUAUCAUACAACGCGUCUUUUCGCGCGUUACGUAGCUGGUAUGGUUAUACUGCAGGUUUUCGUCUUCGUUGAUACCUGCGCACACGGGCGAUGAUUGUCUGUGCGCCUUCUCCUGCUUCACCUUGACCCAGACCUAAUCGCGAAUUCCAUCAGCCAUGUCCAAGUCAGGCAAUCUGGCCGCUCUGUCGGCCAUCCUGAAUCCAUCAGACAUACCGACCGUCUACUACGCCGAAGAUCCUCCCUAUCUCCCUCGUAUACUUGUCUUCUACUGGCCUGUACAGGCUGUGGGCUCGUUGGCCUCGACCUCACGAAUACGCACGACGAUCCUCUCCGCAGCCGGCUUCAAGAGCUAUGGUGCUUUCUCAGUUGCUCCGAAUAGUAGCUAUUACUCCGCAGUACACAAGCUACCAGAAGAUAAGCAGAGGGACGAUGUGUUUCGUGGUAUUGCGUUCGCUCUUUGUCGAUAUUUUUCUGAAGUGCCAACCGAGGUCAAGAAUGCCAUUACUGAUGAAAACUUGCACCAUGGCAUAGCAUUGAAAUGGGGUCAAACACACGCGGCCCAAGUCACUGGCAGAAUGAGCAGGGUUCUAAAUGCCGACGAAGUCAUUGAAGCACUCAGACCCUUUUCCAAAGAGCGGCCAUCAACACCGCCGACUCCAGUCAAACCUGGCCUGUCGAUCAGAAAGACGAGGCCAUCAUUCUUGCCUUCGGAGGCCAAUAAUGGUGGCACCAGUAGAGUUGGCAACAUGUUCACUCCUUCAAGAAGGUUGCCAAGCGGCCCUGCAAAGCGGUCUCCAUCAGCCGCUACGCCGGGAACCCGGAAAGGCAGUGUUUCACAAGCACCAAAGCAUUCGCUAGACCAGCUGGAGUCACUACGUUUCAAGAUGUGUGAAUUCGUCGACACAGAGGACAGAUACAUCACGAGGCUGCAGGAUUUGAUAGAUCUUGUUACCAACCAAGGCCGAACGCAAAAGUCAUUGAGCUCAAAACUGCAAGGGUCCCGAAACCAAAAAGCUGUGAAUGCCAUGAUACAAUUUCCUUCGUUGCUGGAUCAGAUCAAGGAUCUGAAUUUGGCUUUUCUAGAUGACAUUGAGACGGUUCUCCAGAGCUCAGAGGAUGCCGCUCUAACAUUCCUUGACCGAGCGGCCCAGAACCCACAACUCCUUCAGACCGCGAAGGAUCCAAUGGGAAUUUCCAGCUUUGCUAAAGUGCUCCUCAACCACUUUCCUAAGUUCCCAAUGCCGUACAGAGAGUACCUUGACCUUCAUUCUCAAGUGGCCUCUAACCUGGACCAAUUUUUGAAGGAAGGCACGACCUCUAUCCAAAAAGCACCGUCGCUGCUUAUGGAGCCAGCACAACGUAUAUCUAGGUACGGCCUGUACAUUGACACAAUGCUUCCUCAUGUCCCUGCAAAUUUCACAGUGGCAAUCAAGACCCUCGAGAAAGCUCGCAAGAUUAUUGCCGAAAUAUGCGAGAUGGAACCGGCCGCCUCAACAAUACUGGACUCUCUUCGCAUUGAGCACGAAUCACGCAGAAAGGGUCUUUCACCAACAAAACUGCUAUCAGGAUUGACGCGGUCGAAUGGUACGAUUAGAGAGGCACCUGCUCUGACAGGCAGCAUUAAAGGACGGGACGUUCCUCGUCUGUUUCCCAGCUUGGGAAGAAGCUUGAGCCGUCGACAGAAGACUCCACGACCGGGUCUUGCUGGUAUACUCUCAGAGCAGGACCCAGAGCAAGUCAGCAACUUAGCCAGGGCUAGUUCACGCAACGACGAAAAUAGACCUCUUACCUCCAGUUCAGGUCUGUCUGCAGGAUCAGUAGUCAAGAGACCACUGACCGCAGGGUCGACAACAACAAGUCGAUCUGCCCCAAGUCCGAGCCCAGAUGCUCGUAUCUUGCCCACAGGCCAAGUAGGUAAACCUGCCGUGUCCGUUGCCAGCUUAGAACACUACAAAGCUGAAUUGAUGCGUGUCGAGGAGGAGAAUUAUAAACUUCUUCAGGAAAACGCCGAGUUGAAACGACAAAUUCGUGAAUGUAAAUGUGGUGGCGCGCUGAGGCGGUGAUCGCUCAGGGAAGGAUGCGCGCUGGAAACUGUGCUACUACCACGUCGGUGCUGCAUCUCAGUCAGCAAAAAACGGAAGAGGCAUGCAGGGGGCGGAGAAGAUGUUAUGAUUUACGAAAAAGAACAGACUGCCAUGAACCUCGUUGUUGAGGUUUAUUUGCUUUUGGCGCGAUCUGAUGGGAUUUGCUUUCGGUUCAAAGCUUGUGUAUUUUUACGACGAGCCAGCAUGAAUAGCGGCCAUGGCAGCAUUGCAUUAUUGUGUUGAACGAACAAGCAUUGGCUUUAGGUAUCAAAAAAUGGGAACG
Molecule: messenger RNA, 2370 nt
Organism: Exophiala oligosperma
Lineage: Eukaryota; Fungi; Ascomycota; Eurotiomycetes; Chaetothyriales; Herpotrichiellaceae
Exons: 1
Coding region: 159-2066 (635 amino acids)
Molecular function (GO): guanyl-nucleotide exchange factor activity
Source: RefSeq, a predicted model, not a curated record